Messenger RNA from Coregonus clupeaformis (lake whitefish), 1302 nucleotides. Its product is annotated as SH2 domain-containing adapter protein D-like. The record is from RefSeq and is a predicted model, not a curated record. Lineage: Eukaryota; Metazoa; Chordata; Actinopteri; Salmoniformes; Salmonidae. The annotation marks the transcript as partial. The transcript has 5 exons. Gene Ontology annotation, molecular function: phosphotyrosine residue binding.
UUGCACAAGCGCUCUCCCAUGUUGCGUAGCGGAGAGGACUUUGCUGUCAGAUCAAAAGUGUCAGAGUUGCAGGAGAUCAGAAAGUGCAUUCUCUUGGUCAGCACAGUGUCCACGGACGGAGUAGGAGCUGGAGAAACAAUCAGAAGCCAGUCGAGGUGAUCUAUAGGAAUACAACGCGUAGGAGGAUAGUGGCAGGAAAGGUGCAACGAAAUAUUUCAAUAGACUUGUGAGCAAUGCACUGGCAGCAUGGCCAGAUGGUUCAAGGAACACCUAGGAUUCAAAACUACCAAAGCACCACCUCCGGCGCCCCCGAAACCGGACUACAGACAUUGUCACGCCGCUGUGCCCGGUACGCCUGGCUACCAACAACCAAGCUCCGGGGCCACCUCUCUCUAUCCAAGCCCCGCACAGCCGGACAUUCUUGCUGCUUACAAACUACAAAAGGAACUGGACUUCGAAGACCCGUACACGGGAGGAGGAAAUAUUUCGUUUGGAACUGGUCUGGGCUCUGUGGGGUCGCCGGACAUAAAGUAUGUGUCACCAAAGCACCGGCUUAUAAAGGUGGAAACAAUCGAGAAAAGCAACUCUACUCCGGGCAGCGGUAUCAUAUCCCAAGCUGUUGCUGUAGGGAACGUUAAAUCUCCCACUUCACCACCACCUGAACAUGAGAAUAAAGAAAAGCUCAUUAUCCUGGAUGACUAUGCAGACCCAUUUGAUGCAGAGCAGGACGGGGGGACCCAGGCCAACACAGAGAAGGUGACCCAGGCCAGCACAGAGAACGAUGGCUACAUGGAGCCCUAUGAGGCCCAGAAGAUGAUGGCAGAGAUCCGCGGUGGCCGGGGGCCUAAGGAGGGGUCACUGAGGUCGCUGCCCCUGUACGACACGCCCUACGAGCCAGCGGAGAACGGAGGGGACUCGGACGACGAGCGUCCCCGCUGCCCCAGAGAGAGCCGGCUGCCUCAGGAUGACGAGAGGCCCCCGGAGGAGUACGACCAGCCCUGGGAGUGGAAGAAGGAGCGCAUCUCCAAGGCCUUCGCAGCUCUGCUCUGUUCUGACUGCAUUAGCUACAAGGGCUCUGUAAGUGGCAGUGGAUCAGAACCAGAGACAAGGAAGGACAACACCUCUAAAUCCCUCACAGUAGAGAUUAAAGUGAUCAAGGACCUGCCGUGGCCCCCUCCUGUCGGCCAGCUCAACCACAGUCCUCCCCUGGCCCUGCUGGAGGGGGUGGAGUCACCCCCCCGCUCUGCCCCCAGCCAGCCCAGCACUCCCCUGGACACACUGGCUGUGACCAGCACCACCAUG